Messenger RNA from Raphanus sativus (radish), 3469 nucleotides. RefSeq names its product inactive protein kinase SELMODRAFT_444075. Gene Ontology annotation, biological process: protein phosphorylation. The record is from RefSeq and is a predicted model, not a curated record. Lineage: Eukaryota; Viridiplantae; Streptophyta; Magnoliopsida; Brassicales; Brassicaceae. The coding region runs from base 960 to 3230 and encodes 756 amino acids. Gene Ontology annotation, molecular function: ATP binding; protein kinase activity. The transcript has 9 exons.
CUCACUCUCUCUUUUUUUUUGUUUUUUUUUCCACUUAUUUCGUUGAAUCGUUUUCAUAGGCGGUGAAAUUCAUGAGAGAGCUUUAGCUUAGCUUAGCUGGGUGAUUUUAUUUAUUUAUUUAUCUAUCUCGUAUAAUAAUCUUCUUCUGGCAGUUUGCGAUAAAUAAUUAAAAUGCAUUUAAUCUCUUUGUCCCUUCUCUUUGGUUUUAUUAGUCGAAUCGCUGGAAAAAUUCCUUUGUCAUUCUCGUGAAAUUCGUUUUUUUAAAAAAAAAAAAAAUCUUCAUUCUCUUCGAGUUUAAGUAUCUUCAUUCUCUAACCAUAUCUAUUUUUUAAAAUUCCUUCUUCAGAGUCUUCUUCUCUCUUUGUUUCUUCAAUCACAAUCUUUCCUUGCUUCGUUAUCGUUUUAAUCUUUUGUGUAUUUAUUUAACAGGUGGAGUUUUGAAGUUUGUGGACAGCUUUUUUGAAAGGGGGAAGAAUCUCCUCGUGUCUUUUUGUCUUCUGCUCAACAGGAUUUUUUGUUCCUUUGUUGUUGUUGUCAGAUCGAUAAAAAUCAAAGAGGCUGUAAUAAGCUUUUUUUUUUCUGGCUCUGUGAUUCAUCUUCAAAGGGUGGAGGAGGUUUUGGGAUCUUUUGGAGUUGAAUCCGUUCUUUUCAAGUUUCUUGUGAAUUUAGCAGAGAGGAGGUUUUGUAUUUAUCUGCAAGGAGGAGAGAAAGUCUUCUUUGAUUCUUUGUCUUUGAGGUUUCUAAACUUGGUGGGGGCAGUAGCUAAAAUAAUGCAAAAAGCUAGAAGAGUCCUGUUAUCUUCCAGAAUCUUGUGAGCCUUUUAUCUCUCCAAUCAAAGUACAGAGUACCUUUGAGGAUCCUGUUAUAAUAAAGGCAUACCAAAAGAAGAGGGUCAAGAAAACUCUCUUGCAUUUCUCUUCGCUUUUUUGCUCUCUGCUGUUGGAUAUAUUAUCUUUUAAAUGAGUCGUCUACUGAAGCGAGGGAAGCAGGAAAAGCCUCCUCUAGUAUCUGAUGGUGCUGCUGAGAAGGUUAUCGUCGCUGUUAAAGCCUCUAGGGAGAUCCCUAAGACUGCUUUGAUUUGGGCUUUGACUCAUGUUGUUCACCCUGGCGACUGCAUUACCCUCAUUGUCGUUGUCCCUUCUCAAAACUCUGGAAGAAAGCUUUGGGGUUUCACUAGGAGUUUCCCUAUGUUUGCCGGAGACUGUGCAAGUGGUCACCAGAAACCACAUUCUGAAGCACUUCCAGCGAUAAAGAGUGACCUCACUGACACUUGUUCCCAAAUGAUUCUCCAGCUUCAUGAUGUCUAUGAUCCCAAUAAGAUAAAUGUCAAGAUUAAGAUUGUUUCUGGAUCACCCUAUGGAGCAGUUGCUGCUGAGUCGAAGAAAGCACAAGCAAACUGGGUAGUACUAGACAAACACCUUAAGCACGAAGAGAAACGGUGUAUGGAUGAAUUGCAAUGUAACAUUGUGGUGAUGAAGCGUUCUCAGGCAAAAGUUCUGCGCUUAAACUUGGUUGGAUCUCCUAGGAAGGUUGCUGAGAAAGCGUCUCCUUUACCAACCGGACCAGAAGCAGCAUCUGAAAAAGACACAAAGAACACAAAAGGAUCGUUAGAUUCCGAUAGAGGACUACCUGUAACUCCUACUAGCAGCCCGGAGCUGGGGACGCCAUUCACAAGCACAGAAGCCGGGACUUCAUCAGUGUCAAGCUCUGACCCGGGAACUUCACCGUUUUUCACCUUGGGAACGAGUGGGUACAUGAAGAAGGAUGGAGCAUUGGUCAUCAAGGAGAACGAUGAUUCCGGCGGCUCUGAGACAGAGAGUGAAAGCCAAUCAUUAGCAUCAACGAGUAUGAGAUUCCAGCCUUGGAUAUCAGAAUGUAUUGGCGGCACACAUCGCCAUUCAUCUUUAGAGGCCGAGGAAGAAGGCCUGUGGAAAAACGAUGAUAGAGCUCAAAUAUCCACUACAAAGGCCUUGCUUGAGAAGUUCUCUAAGCUUGAUGUAGAAGCUGGUCUGUCUUCUAGUCGAAGGAUGGAUGUGGAGUUUAGUGGAAACGUGAGAGAUGCAAUAUCACUCUCUCGUAACGCUCCUCCUGGUCCGCCUCCUCUGUGCUCUAUCUGCCAGCACAAGGCGCCGGUGUUUGGGAAACCACCUAGGCUGUUUUCAUACGCGGAGCUAGAGCUUGCAACAGGUGGGUUCUCACAGGCUAACUUCUUGGCAGAGGGUGGAUAUGGUUCUGUUCAUCGUGGUGUACUACCGGAAGGCCAGGUAGUCGCGGUGAAGCAGCACAAACUUGCCAGUUCUCAAGGAGAUGUGGAGUUUUGUUCCGAAGUGGAAGUUCUCAGCUGUGCUCAGCAUAGAAACGUCGUCAUGCUAAUUGGUUUCUGCAUUGAAGACAGUAGACGGCUCUUGGUUUAUGAAUACAUAUGCAAUGGUUCACUUGACUCCCAUCUAUACGGUCGCCAGAGGGAAACGCUGGAAUGGCCUGCACGGCAGAAGAUUGCUGUUGGAGCUGCAAGAGGUCUUCGGUAUCUUCACGAAGAGUGCAGAGUUGGCUGUAUUGUCCACAGAGACAUGCGUCCUAACAACAUCCUCAUUACUCAUGAUAAUGAGCCACUGGUCGGAGAUUUUGGUCUAGCGAGAUGGCAGCCUGAUGGAGAACUAGGAGUAGAAACACGAGUGAUAGGAACCUUCGGCUAUUUAGCUCCAGAGUAUGCUCAAAGCGGACAGAUAACAGAGAAAGCGGAUGUCUACUCGUUCGGGGUUGUUUUAGUUGAGCUAGUCACAGGCCGCAAAGCCAUUGACAUUACAAUGCCGAAAGGCCAGCAAUGCCUCACUGAAUGGGCACGUCCGCUACUGGAAGAAUAUGCUGUAGAAGAACUUAUCGAUCCGAGACUUGGGGACCGUUUUGUGGAAAGUGAGGUCAUUUGUAUGCUCCAUGCAGCUUCCUUGUGUAUACGUAGAGACCCACAUUUGAGGCCACGCAUGUCUCAGGUGUUGCGUAUACUGGAAGGAGAUAUGAUAAUGGAUGGGAACUGCUGCUCAACUCCAGGGUCAGAUGCAGGCAACAGAAGCGGGCGGUUCUGGGCGGAUCAGUACAGCAGCGGUCAGCUAACAAAAGAUGGGUUUGGGUCGGAUAGGUUCAGUGAAAGGGUGUCUGUUGAAACGCCAAGACUAGCUAUAAGGGAGAGGGAAAGAGGUCAAAGGUUGGAACUAAACCACAGCAAGCAAUGAUAACUAAAAGGAUUAAGAGAGUACAAUCAGAUAACAGUGUCUUAUGGAAAAGUUUUAGUUGAUAGGGGUUAAAGGUCCCAUGUUUUCAGUAAUGUGGUCCAAAGCUGGGAAGAAAGCUUUUUUCUGACUCUUUUUGUUUGUAUAGCGGGUAAGAUGCAAGAUUGAUUUCCUAUAUAUGUUAUCUAGGAACUUGAAAUUGUUUUUGGUAAAAAGGAAAUGAUUAUAAAAUGACAAAACAA